Molecule: messenger RNA, 564 nt
Organism: Racocetra persica
Lineage: Eukaryota; Fungi; Glomeromycota; Glomeromycetes; Diversisporales; Gigasporaceae
Source: the annotation of a GenBank genome assembly
GACACAAGUGCAAACAUCAAAACACUUACACAUUUUGAAGGUACUAGUAAUCAAAAUCGUCAACGAAAGCUUGAACAACAAAAACUUUCAAAAGAUUUUCAAAAAACGUUAACAGAGUUCCAGAAAGUACAAAGGCUUUCAGCAGAAAGACAACGUGAAUAUGUCGAUAAAGCAAAGGCGCAUAAUGUCCGAAAUGACGUAUAUGAAGAAGAAGAUGCUGUUAUUCAUGAAGCACAGCCUCUUAUAAAUGACAAUCAACGACGAAUUCAAUUUCAAGUUUUAGAUAAUGAGGUCGAAUAUAAUGAAUCAUUAAUCGCAGAACGUGAAGGUGAAAUCAGGGAAAUCGAACAAGGACUUAAUGAAUUGAAUGAAAUUUUCAGAGAUUUAGGAACAUUAGUAUCAGAACAACAAUCGAUGUUAGAUAACAUUGAAAGUAAUGUGACAAACAUUUCCAUAAAUGUUCGAAGUUCAGCUGAUGAAUUGAGCAGCGCUAGUAGACUUCAAAAGAAAGCACGUAAUCGUAUGUGCUGUCUCAUGCUUAUUUUUGCUGUAGUGGGUGGUGUU